AUGGCGACCGACACUGUGCCUAUUGACACCGGCUCCAUCGUUCGCCUAGAGGUCCAGGACGGCACUACCGCACUGAAUUGGCACCGUUUCUCACAGAGUCUCACCGGCGUCCUCCGCUCCACCAUUAUUGGCGGUGUCAACCUCCACUCCGUUGUCUUUGCCGAACCGGAUGGCCUUGAGCCCAAGCCACCUCCCCUCCUUGGUCUUGAACCUCCUCCUCCACCACCCCAUCCUGGUGAAGCACCUCGCCCGCCCGAUCUCCCUCGCCUCGUUUCUGACAACACCACCAAUCCCUCGCGCCUCAAAACCUACGCGGAGGAUGUAGCGACACACACGCGACUUGUGGAUACCCACAAGGCAGCCCUUGCUGCUCACACCACGGCUGCUGCCCUUCAUGCGAAGUACACUGCUGAUAAGACGUCGUACACCUCCCAGCUGACUGAUUUCCAUACUCGCCAUGCCGCCUGGUGCAUUGCCGACACUCGGGCUAUUGGCCCCAUCAACUCCUGCAUCCCGACCUCGCUCCAGAGCGAGCUUGACGCCACUUCCUCUGCAGUUCUCUGGCGCGCCCUCUGUGAUUUGUAUGACCGUCGGGACAUGGCAUCUCUUCAUGCCCUCUACCGUGACUUCAACGCUAUCACCCUUGACAACUGCACCGCCGUAGCUGACUAUACUCGUCGUCUCAACAACACAUCUCGGCGUCUUCGGGAGCGUGGGGCCACUAUUGACGACCCCCUCCUCAUUUGGCGCAUCCUCGAGGGACUCACCCCGGCUUAUGAGAUGCACCGCAUCGCCUACGACAUUGUUCUAUCUCCCCACGCCACGGCUGCCGAAGUCACCGCAUGGGUCCUUCAUACUGAAGCAAAGCUUACCCGCCAGUCCCCCUCCACCCUCAACUUCACACAGGGACGCGGAGGACGUGGGGGGCGUGGUGGCAAGGGUCAUGGUGGAGGGAGUGCCGGAGGCGGUGGUGGUCGAGGUGGAGGGGCUGGCAGUGGCGCUACAGCCACCACCUUCUCAGCUCCACCAGGCUCUGGCGAGUCACCUGCCUCCCCACCUCCUGCACCAGGUGCAAGUCUUUCUUCCCCCCCUUCCAGAUCCACAGCCUCAGCAGCAGCAGCAGCAGCAGCAGCAGCUGCAGCAGCAGCAGCAGCGGCAGCAGCAGCUGCAGCAGAUGCACCCGGGGUUCCAGGGCGUUCCGCCUAUGCAGCAGCAGUACUUGGGGCCACAGCAUCACCCGGGUUUCCUAGGUCCCCCCCUCCUCCCUUAUCCUCCCCAGCCACAGCAGCCCCUUCUCCAGCAGCAGCCAUACUCUGGCUUCCCCCCUGCCCCCCCCAGUGUCUCUGA
Messenger RNA from Closterium sp. Naga37s-1, 1347 nucleotides. Lineage: Eukaryota; Viridiplantae; Streptophyta; Zygnematophyceae; Desmidiales; Closteriaceae. The record is from the annotation of a GenBank genome assembly.